AUGAAUAAGUUCUUGAGAAAGAUUACAGGAAGAGAAACACUAGCUGAUCAUGCAAGCGGUGCAGCAAAUAUAAUAAAAAAGGAAUGUGUGAGCGCUGUUAACCAAACAGGAGAUGUAUUAGAAUAUAUUGGAUCAGAAGUGAGUGAUACAUUUUAUAGCUGGAAAUACAAGUCUGCUAGGUCUAGACAGCAGUCAAAACGAAAAGUAAGCCCAGUAGACACACAGGGCAUGCCGACAUAUGCAGAUGUGGUGGCAAGGAAAAACACAGCGGUAGCAGGCCUAUCCGCAGGAAAGGAAUCUGUUAUAAGAAAAGAGCACUUAACCCAAGAAGAAAAUGUCAAACUUGGGCUUGCUAUUGUGACUGGUGCACUGGCUAUUUUUAUAGCUUUGAUAUACAUUAUCCAGCGAAAGCUACGCACGCGCUCUUGCAAAUUAUAA
Messenger RNA from Nematocida ausubeli, 438 nucleotides. RefSeq lists its product as uncharacterized. The transcript has a single exon. Lineage: Eukaryota; Fungi; Microsporidia. The coding region runs from base 1 to 438 and encodes 145 amino acids. The record is from RefSeq and is a predicted model, not a curated record.